Callorhinchus milii (elephant shark) is the source of this 1284-nucleotide messenger RNA. Its product is annotated as inorganic pyrophosphatase 2. Gene Ontology annotation, molecular function: inorganic diphosphate phosphatase activity; magnesium ion binding. The record is from RefSeq and is a predicted model, not a curated record. Lineage: Eukaryota; Metazoa; Chordata; Chondrichthyes; Chimaeriformes; Callorhinchidae. Gene Ontology annotation, cellular component: cytoplasm. Bases 94 to 1005 code for a protein of 303 amino acids. The transcript is spliced from 11 exons. Gene Ontology annotation, biological process: phosphate-containing compound metabolic process.
GGUGGGGGGGGGUUUGGGUAAGUAGGUGAGAGAGGCGGUGUGUGAAGAUGGGAGUGGUGGACCGUGUCGAAGGCGGUGGAAAGGUCCCGGAGGAUGGGGAGGCAGAGGGAGCCCCGGUCACACACAGGGAGGUCAUCGUUUGUGACUUUGACGAGUGCCGUAUCUGUGCAGUGGACAGAGCGGAAACCAGACUGGAGAGAGGAUGCUACAGGGAGAUAUAUUUCACCUUUUCAUGAUGUCCCACUCUAUGCAGUAAACGAUCAGGUUUUGUUCAAUAUGGUUGUAGAAGUGCCCCGUUGGACAAAUGCUAAAAUGGAGAUUGCUACAAAGGAUCCUCUAAACCCUAUUAAGCAGGAUAUGAAAAAGGGGAAUUUACGAUAUGUUACUAAUAUCUUCCCUUACAAGGGUUACAUCUGGAACUAUGGAGCAUUACCACAGACAUGGGAAGAUCCUCAUCACAAAGAUAAAACUACAAAUUGUUGUGGUGAUAAUGAUCCUAUUGAUGUCUGUGACAUUGGAUCAAAGUUGUGUUCCUGUGGUGAGGUAAUUCAGGUAAAACCCCUCGCAGCUUUGGCUCUCAUCGAUGAAGGCGAGAUGGACUGGAAGAUUAUUGCCAUCAACAAGGAGGACCCAGACUCAGACAAGUUUAAUAAUAUUGAUGACAUCAGGAAGUACAGGCCAGGCUAUCUGGAGGCCACACUCAACUGGUUUCGAUUAUACAAGAUUCCUGAUGGCAAGCCAGAAAACCAGUUUGGUUUCAAUGGAGAAUUCAAAGACCAGGCAUUUGCAAUUGAUGUGAUUAAGUCUACUCAUGAAUCCUGGCAAUCUUUAAUCUACAACAAGACUGAGAGAGGUGAAAUUAACUGCAAAAAUGUGUCCAUCACCGACAGUCCCUUCCACUGCAGCCAAGAAGAAGCCGAAGCAAUUGUCCGUUCAGCACCAGCAUGUGGGGAAGUGAAAAGUAUCCCAGAGGAAGUGAACAAAUGGCAUUUCCUUGGCAAGUGAAUAUCGGACAUCAAAGAUUUGUGUUUUAAUGCUGAGAACCGUGUACUGCCAAAUCUAUAAAAAAAAGAGCAGGACGUGAAUGUGAUGAUCUUGAUACAGAGUGUGGAUUCAGCUGGAAAACCAUCAUGAUUUCUAUUGCUUCAGUUAGCCAACAGGCAUAUUGCUCCACAGUCCUUACAUAUAUGUACAAUCUCUGUGCACAGAUCUUGCUGUAAAUGCUUAAUUUCCCCCUCUAAUUAUUGUCAGCACAUGAUGUGUUCAGUAAAUUUGUUUCCUCUA